CUGGCCAAACAGGCAGAAGCCAUGAAGCUUCUCCUUCUUCUGACACUUUUCGCAGGGGCAGUUGCCCUGGAAGAAGAGGAUGUGAAAAUUGUUGGAGGGUAUGAGUGCCAGAUGAACUCUGUGCCACACCAAGUGUCUCUCUUCACUGGGUACAACUUCUGUGGGGGGACCCUCCUGUCUGACGUGUGGGUGCUGUCUGCUGCACACUGCAAACCUAAGUCAAAUGUCGAAGUUCGUCUUGGGGAGCACGACAUCUGGGAACCUGAGGGGACUGAACAGCACAUCAUGUCUGCUAAGUUUAUUCGCCACCCCAACUACAACCCCCGCACACAGGAUAGUGAUAUCAUGCUCAUCAAACUCAGUCGACCAGCAACUCUGAACAGCUUUGUGCGCCCUGCCACGCUUCCUUCAAAGUGUGCCAGUGAUGGGACAAUGUGCAAGAUCUCUGGAUGGGGGAGUCUUCGUCCCAGUGAUGAGGGCUCAAGGUUCCCUGAUAAGCUGCAGUGUCUAGAUGUUCCUCUCCUGAGUGAUGACACCUGUUUUAAUGCGUAUCCUUUCCAAAUCACUGAAAACAUGAUCUGUGCUGGCUAUCUGGAGGGAGGGAAGGACUCCUGUCAGGGUGACUCUGGGGGUCCCAUGGUGUGUGGCGGAGAACUCCAGGGAGUUGUGUCUUGGGGACAUGGUUGUGCUCUGAAAAAGAAGCCUGGAGUGUACACAAAGGUGUGCAACUACACCUCCUGGAUCAAGUCAACAAUGGCAUCUGGCUGAGAAAGUAAAGGCAUGAAAAAACACACACGACAACGUCAGUAAAGUCAACCAUGA
This is a messenger RNA of Solea senegalensis (Senegalese sole), 822 nucleotides long. Its product is annotated as trypsin-3-like. The transcript has 5 exons. Gene Ontology annotation, biological process: proteolysis. The record is from RefSeq and is a predicted model, not a curated record. NCBI's taxonomy places the organism in Eukaryota, Metazoa, Chordata, Actinopteri, Pleuronectiformes, Soleidae. Gene Ontology annotation, molecular function: serine-type endopeptidase activity. The coding region runs from base 22 to 768 and encodes 248 amino acids.